AUGUCAACUUCUAUAUCACAAUAUCAUGUUAUGAGAGCUACCGGAUAUUAUGAUAUAACUUAUGAAACACCGUUGUCAAACCAAGCUUAUAUUAUAUGUGAAAUAAUAUCUCAUUUAGAAAUUCAAACUGACUUGGCUGCUUGUUGUUUGGUAUCCCGUUUAUGGAAUACUUGCGUAACACCAAAAUUAUGGAAAGCUCCGUGUAUGAAACGCGCUUCGACUUUGAAUAAAUUUAUUAGAACAUUGGUGAGAUCAAAACAGAAUUCUGCUUCCUUAUAUGCUUAUGGCUGUUUUAUUCAGAAUCUCGACUUGUCGCGACUUACACUCGCUUGUUCAGCUGCCGAAUUGGGUCUGAUAUCUGAAUGUUGUGGCGUGUUGAAACACCUUGACUUUUCUAACGUUCAAGAAUUAAGGGAUGAUGUUUUGAGUAGAAUUGCGGGACGAUGUUCGGAUUUGAGAUCAUUAAAAUUAUUGAAUUUACCUCACAUUACUGAUGACUCUUUGAAGCAGAUCAUCGAUAGGUGUCGAUUGUUGGAACAUCUCUCUUUUGGUGAUUGCACGAACGUUAAGAAUGAUUCAUUAAUUAGACUUGCCUAUGCGAAACAUCUUACGACCCUUGAAAUAUAUAUUGGAAACACUAUUGAAAUUCAUACCUUUACGCUUAUAACUCAACAUUGUUUAAGGUUGAAGAAUUUACAUAUAUGGGAUUGCGGUUUGCUUGAUGACAACGCUAUAACCAUUAUGGCCAUUAAUAUGAAUGAGAAUUUAGAAUCUCUAAUCCUUCAAAACCCAAGAUAUAUAACCGAUUUAUCAAUGACACAGGUGGCAUUUAGAUGCCCCAACCUUCGUCAUUUAAGUUUGGAACCAUAUGAAAGGGUAACAGAUGCGACCUUAUUCGCUCUGGCUGAUUAUUGUUUACAUUUAGAAUCGCUUCAAGUGAACUUGCAUAGAUCAAAGCACUUUUCAAAUCGUGGAUUCUUGAUGAUAGCUGAACGAUUGAGAAUGCUUAGUAAAGUGACUUUUCAAUAUUCAACGCCACUUGUCACUGACGUUACUUUAAGCAUGUUGGGUAUUAGGAAUGCCAAAAGCUUAACAUAUCUUCAUCUUUAUAAUUGUAGCUUUACUGAUUCGUCUUUCUUGGUACUUGAAAAGAGUCGUCCACCGAUUAAUGAUCUUUGCUUAUUCAAUUUACCUGAUAUUACGGAUGAGCCCAUAAUUGCUCUACUUGGGAGCAUUUCUGAAACCCUUACAACUUUACAAAUUUCGAAUUGUGACCGACUUACCGAAGAAGUAUUAAUAUCUGGUAUAAGAAACUGUAGAGGUUUAAGAAAAUUAAGUUUAUUUUCAUCCACAGAUUUUACUAUUCGUGGUUUAGAUGCGAUCGUUUCAAUAUGCUCUCAGUUAAAAGAAUUUUAUUUAUCCAGUACUGAAGAUAUUCCGAAUACGAUUAUCGCACCAACCUUAACGCGUCUAAGGUAUCUUGAAAAAUUACGAAUUCGUGUCUGUCCUAGUUUAACACAGGAUGACGUAUUGAUGAUUUGUUGUGUCAUGACAGUGGUUUCAAAAGAAGCAAUAAAAUUACCACCGCUUUCACCUUUCGGAAAUGCUAUAGCAGGUUCUUUAGGAGCACUUUUUGCUUUGGCUAUAGUUUAUCCUUUGGAUAUUAUAAAAACUCGACUUCAAAUUCAAUCGAAGAGUUCGUCAGCCAAUGAUAAUUACUAUGAAUCAACGGGAGAUGCGAUAUAUAAAAUAAUUAAAAGAGAAGGCAUUUCUGGUUUAUAUGCGGGAUUACCAGCCGGAUUAAUUGGAGUUGCAUCAACCAAUUUUGCAUAUUUUUAUUGGUAUUCAUUUUUACGUGCGAGGUAUCAAAAUACCAUAACGAAAAGUUCGAAUACACAACAAUCCUUGUCAACAAUAUCAGAAUUAUUAUUAGGAGCAUUGGCGGGAGCGCUUGCUCAAAUAUUUACAAUUCCUGUAUCAGUAGUAACGACAAGACAGCAAACGGCAAGCAUUGAAGAAAGAAAUGGAUUAAUCGAUACAGCGAAAGAAAUCGUUUUGGAUGAUGGUGUUACAGGGUUAUGGAAAGGAUUAAAACCAAGCUUAAUAUUAUGUGUUAAUCCUGCAAUUACGUAUGGAGCUUUCGAAAGAUUUAAGGAUAUAGUUUCAAAAAGGUUAUCAACUAAUGGAGAUAAUCAACGAUCACUUGGUCCUGCUAUAAUUUUCUGGUUAGGAGCAUUAAGUAAAACUAUUGCCACUAUAGUUACUUACCCUUAUAUUAUGGCUAAGGUUAGAUUACAAUGUAAACCACCAAAGGAUGAAGUUGUAUUUGAUGAACGUAACGGAAAACUUGAAGAGGAUUAUUUUAACAUAGUUGAAAGCCAUGAAAGAAAAUCUAUUAAACAUGCAAGAUAUACCGGAGCGAUUGAUGUGUUAAAAAAAGUCUUAGAAACUGAUGGUAUUCUCGGAUGGUAUAAGGGGAUGCAAGCGCAAAUCACAAAAGCUGUAUUAUCUCAAGCUUUAUUAUUUUAUGUUAAAGAAUAUACCACUAAAUACACCAUAUUACUUCUCGCUUUAUUUGCAAGAUUGGCAUCUAAUAAAAAACGAGUACAGUAA
Funneliformis geosporum is the source of this 2613-nucleotide messenger RNA. The record is from the annotation of a GenBank genome assembly. Lineage: Eukaryota; Fungi; Glomeromycota; Glomeromycetes; Glomerales; Glomeraceae.